AUGGGUAUCCUCACAGUCGUCGAAGACAGGCCAACGCCCCCUCAAGUGUACAACUGGCGCAUCUAUCUGCUUGCGGCUAUCGCUUCCUCUGCUUCAUGCAUGAUUGGCUACGACAGUGCCUUCAUCGGCCAAACCAUCGAAUUGCAGUCUUUCCGUGACGAAUUCAACUUUGGGGAAUGGCCCGCGGCCAAACAGAAUCUCGUCAAGGCCAACAUCGUCUCCCUUUACCAGGCCGGUGCUUUCUUCGGCGCAUUACUUGCAUAUCCCAUCGGGUUUUACUGUGGUCGAAAGUGGGGCUUAUGGGUCGCUGGUAUGAUUUUCACUCUCGGUGCUGGAUUGAUGCUAGGCACCAAUGGAGACCGUGGUCUUGAUCUGAUGUAUGUCGGGCGUGUCCUCGCUGGUAUUGGUGUGGGAUCAGGUUCGAACCUGACCCCAAUAUACAUCUCGGAACUAUCCCCACCCGCAAUUCGGGGACGACUCGUUGGUAUAUACGAACUGGGAUGGCAGAUUGGUGGUUUGGUCGGGUUCUGGAUCAACUUCGGCGUUUCACAGCAUCUUCCCGUGAGCCACAAACAAUGGAUCAUACCAUUUGCCGUGCAGCUUAUCCCAUCGGGCUUGUUGCUUGUUGGCGUCGUGUUCAUACGUGAAUCUCCGCGUUGGCUAUUUGGCCGUGGUCGUCGCCAGGAGGCCAUUGCAACCCUAUGUUGGAUUCGUCAACUUCCAGAGCACGACGUCUACAUCGUUGAGGAGAUCGGGGCCAUUGAUCAAGCUAUUGAUGAGCAAAAUGCUCACAUUGGUCCCGGAUUUUGGAACCCAUUCCGUGCAGCCGGGACAAAUCCCAGGGUCAUGUGGAGGCUCUUCCUGGGCUUUAUGCUUUUUUUCUGGCAGAACUGCUCUGGCAUAAAUGCAAUCAACUACUACAGCCCCACUGUCUUUAACAGCAUGGGAAUCACUGGUUCUCUGAACCAGCAAAUGUCCGGUAUUUUCGGCGUCGUCAAGACGGUCGUCACUUGGAUAUGGUUAUUGUUCCUCAUAGACCAUCUUGGCCGACGCAAGUUGCUGAUUGGAGGCGCUGUUGGUGGAUCGAUCAGUCUAUGGAUUAUUGGUGCCUAUAUCAAGAUCAAAGAACCUGAACACAACGCCAGUGCAAAGCUCGACAGUGCUGGUAUUAUGGCAAUUGUUUUCUUUUACAUUUACACAGCGACGUUUUCACCGACCUGGAAUGGUACACCAUGGGUUCUAAACGCUGAGAUGUUCGAUCCUAACAUGCGUUCUCUGGCCCAAGCUGUUGCUUCCUCUAGCAAUUGGCUCUGGAACUUUCUCAUAUCCAGGUUCACGCCUCAAAUGUUCGCCAACAUGGGCUAUGGUGUCUACUUUUUCUUCGCUAGUCUCAUGAUUAUAUCUACUUUUUUUGUUUUCGUCUUCAUUCCCGAGACAAAAGGUGUGCCAUUGGAGCGAAUGGAUCGAUUAUUCCAGAUCAAGCCCGUCUGGCGCUCGCAUGGCCAUAUCAUUGCGCAGUUGGGGGACGAAGAGGCGGAAUCUUGCUCUGCGAUGCAGGUAUCAAACUCAUACGACGGGAAACCGAAAGACGAAUUUGGGCGCCCGACUCUCGGGAUUCCACCACCUAUCAUAAAGUGCUGCUAA
Messenger RNA from Penicillium salamii, 1644 nucleotides. The record is from the annotation of a GenBank genome assembly. NCBI's taxonomy places the organism in Eukaryota, Fungi, Ascomycota, Eurotiomycetes, Eurotiales, Aspergillaceae.